This is a messenger RNA of Lithohypha guttulata, 1020 nucleotides long. RefSeq lists its product as uncharacterized. NCBI's taxonomy places the organism in Eukaryota, Fungi, Ascomycota, Eurotiomycetes, Chaetothyriales, Trichomeriaceae. Bases 1 to 1020 code for a protein of 339 amino acids. The transcript is spliced from 2 exons. The record is from RefSeq and is a predicted model, not a curated record.
AUGAGUACAAUCACGAGUGAAGCGCUAGAGCCUGUAGACCCCAUCUCUCGACUACCAUCAGAGUUGCGCCUAAACAUUUGGGAACACGUUAUCGACGACUGGGAGCUCUGGCCAAUUAUGUACGAUCCUGAUGAGUUUCGGUCGUUCACACGGGUUAGUUUCCGCCAUCGACCCCCUGUAGAUCUCCUCCUGAUUGCACCUCACUUCUACGGCGAAAUCAGUCAGGUCAUCAAGAACAAAUGUAACGGCACGUUUGUCGUGAACAACGGUCUCGAACUUUCCGCCUGGAACCGAGGCGGCCUACUGAACCUGAUGCUGUCACAAUACGGUCACCUUGUCCGCCGCUUCUUCGACAUCUGGACACUUCUCGAGCCUAAAAACGACCCUUUUUCGUCGGUCCAGUGGGCGAUGAUGCCGAACAUUGAUACGGUCGUCCUUGAUGGCUCUCUCCGAAUGUGGCUGUUUGAGCUCGAUCCACAGCCUGCGCUACUCGAUAUCUUGUCCAGAAAUUGUGAUGCCCAGCUGUGGAAGAGCCUACGGGAAUAUGGUGCAUACCGCAUGGCCGCCGACGUCUACGACCUGCCCUCGAACGUGAUUGCUCAUUUUCGCCUUACUGUCAACAUUCGGUUGGUUUGGAUUCAGCAGUUUCUCAAACUAGACCUUCCAGGUGAUUUGCUUCUAUUCGAAUUCACGAUGUCCUGGAAAAACGUCCAGCGUGCCGCGGCAGACAAGGACUUUCAGGUUUGGCCUGGCCACGGUGAGCUCAAGAUCAAGUUUGCCUACACAGAAUGGUAUCAGGAGGCGUGGAUCAAUGCUACGGACAAGACAGAGUUUAAGCGGGCUGUGCUUGAACCUGAACGAUGCGAGGAGGAUCAAUGGCCGUCACAGGCGGAGCUCGAAGCCAUCCAGAUACCAGCUGACGACGCAUAUCGAGCAACUACGGUACCAAGACAUCAUGGGGUGGACUUCGAUGCGGUAUUGAACCUGAACGCCUGUUCAGAUUCCAUCAUACCUGAUUGA